AAAAAAGAGGAAAAGUUCAUCAGAUGAACUGAGGAGGGCAGAAAUACGCCUCUUAUACGUCUAGACUCCCACAAAUCUUAAAAAACAGAACGGUGGCGGUAGUGCACCAAUAAGCUAGAUGCUAACGGCCGUAGAAGAAUAAUUUUAACACGCUGACUGAACCAGCAUGAAAGUUAUUACAGACUUCAUUGCGUAAAAGCAAUACUGCUCAUCUUAUGCGACGCUUAAGUUUGGAGAAUGUAUGAUGAUGUUGCUCUCUUUUCAUUUGUAUCUGCCAACUGCUAGCGAUCGAACCCUUUAGGAAAAUGUUCCUUCAUUGCAUCAGAAGGCGUCUUCAACUUUUAGGCGAAAAGCGCCCUUGGUAUCAGCGGAAUUUAUCCAAGUACAAUACUCGUGAUGACGGUUGUGAUAAAACCAGCCUUCUGAUGCAACUUUGCGCUGACCGUUAUUACAUUUCUCCUGAAGCUCCCCACAAUAGAACGUGUACAUAUGGGCCUUUAGGAACAGAACUAAAGAAAAACAUUAUUGAACAGUGGACUUCAGCAAUACGUGCGAGAGCAAAUGUGUUUGGGAUCACUUCUUCAGUGCAAAGUAGAGUGUGUGAGGAAACUGUCAGGAUUGUUAAUGUAAGUGCUCUUCAAGAAAUCCUCAACCAAGACAGUUUAACCAAAAAAGAAGGAUAUCAAAAGAUUCAAACGCUUAUUAAAGACUCCGUGUCUUUUCGGACGAGCCUCCUGCAGGGUGCUUUGCAGCAGUACAUUCAGGCGUUGGAGCUUGUGAAUAAGACAUUGCCCUUUGGAUUGGCAGAGAUAGGUCUGUGCCAUCAUUCUGAUAGUCAGCUUAGACAUUCAUCUUGUUGCUCAUUUGAAGUAACUGAGUCAUCUUUGGUCUGGUUCUGUUCUCCUCGGACUUCUUCACAGUGGAUGGACUACUGGGCUCAUCAAAGACUGCAGUGGUGGAGGAAGUUUGCUUUAGAUCCAUCUAACUUCAGCAUGUGCAAUGUGUUGGAUGAAGAACUGAAAGAAGGGAUAUCUCAUGGUGUUAAAGUCCUCUAUAAGUUUCCCUGGGGCUCAGAGACCCUGGAGACAUUGUGGAGCCUGGGGGACACACUACUGCAGAGGACUCACCAAGGAACUUGCACGAAACUACAGUGCAGAGAUGGAAGAAAGUCUGUAGUUCCUCAUGUCAUCUCUGUCAGUGCAAAUGUGGAUCGAGGGAUCCUGGCUUACCUAUUCAACUCAUUUCAAUUGCUGAAGAAAACUGACAACAAACAAAAGCUUCAUCAGAGGAUGGUUUUAAAGCUGCAUCCCACUUUAACUCCAGUGAAAGUAGCCUUGGAUAUGGGACGAGGCUCCAGUUCUGAGCUUAGACAGGUUUGUGAGGGUUUGUUCAAAGAGUUUCUUGAAGAUGGAAUUUCCACAUGGCCUGGAUACUUCGACACGUCUUUAUCUCUGGAGAAUUUACACACAAAGUAUGAUGAGAUGGGUGUCCUCUUCACAGUGAUGGUCAGUGAGAGCACACUAAAAAGUGGCCUUCUGCUGGUCCGUAACAGAGACACCACCAUCAGAGAGACUAUGCACAUUUCAGAAAUCAAAUGCUUUCUGCUCAAAUACAUAGCUGCCGCAGAGAAUUUCUGACUUUAUCAUCUGAAUCUCAACAGAAUAUGUGAUAUGAUAACUGUGUUGGAAGUGUUGGAAGUGUCACAAAAUUGUUACUCUGCUCACGCAAAAUGCUAUUAGUGAAUACCAUUUUUUAUGGUUUAAAAUGUGCUUGAAUUUUGAAUGUACUUGAAAAUGUUGUCCCUUUAUAAAAUAUAUAAUACACACACACACACAUACAUACAUACAUACAUACAUACAUACAUAUAUAUAUAUAUAUAUAUAUAUAUAUAUAUAUAUAUAUAUAUAUUAGUUUAUACAAAUAUCUACUCAGCCAAUCACAUGGCAUAUAUUUUCUUGUCACAUUUUGAGCCCCUCAAAUAUAUGUGCAUUUAAGUAGUGCAAAUGUACGUAUGUGUGACCAAAAUAAAAAAUGCGCUGGGUAAAAUAAAAAAAGCCCACUUAUUUGUGUACUGACAUGGUUGACAGGAGGGGCAGUUCUAGGGUGAGUAGUAGGAAUGCAACAAUACAGUUAGUACACAGUUCAAUAUGCACCUUGGUUUUUAACCACGGUUUUUCAGUUCGGUUCUGAUAUCUUGCUACUUCAGUGUUUUUUUGUUUUUGUUUUUUUUGCCACAAAUUAACAAAAUACUCCCGUAAACCUCUGUACACUGGAAAAAGUGUGGUUUAGUAUGUGUAUCAAAUAUCUUUUGAGAGAGGUAUUAUUUUUUAUGAUUUUUACGCAAAAUGGAAUGGGUUUCAUUCAUACUGGAUGCUAGAGGGCACCCUUGUGUAGAAAA
This is a messenger RNA of Labeo rohita (rohu), 2398 nucleotides long. It is a transcript of the gene polg2, whose product is annotated as polymerase (DNA directed), gamma 2, accessory subunit. The record is from RefSeq and is a predicted model, not a curated record. The transcript is spliced from 8 exons. Gene Ontology annotation, cellular component: mitochondrion; cytoplasm. NCBI's taxonomy places the organism in Eukaryota, Metazoa, Chordata, Actinopteri, Cypriniformes, Cyprinidae. Gene Ontology annotation, biological process: mitochondrial DNA replication. Bases 306 to 1637 code for a protein of 443 amino acids.